Messenger RNA from Apis laboriosa (Himalayan honeybee), 13416 nucleotides. It is a transcript of the gene kl-2, whose product is annotated as dynein axonemal heavy chain 2. Lineage: Eukaryota; Metazoa; Arthropoda; Insecta; Hymenoptera; Apidae. The record is from RefSeq and is a predicted model, not a curated record. Gene Ontology annotation, biological process: microtubule-based movement. Gene Ontology annotation, molecular function: minus-end-directed microtubule motor activity; dynein light intermediate chain binding; ATP binding. The coding region runs from base 1 to 13407 and encodes 4468 amino acids. The transcript is spliced from 63 exons. Gene Ontology annotation, cellular component: dynein complex.
AUGACGACGUUGUCCGGCUUGAAGGACACUCACUGGACCUACUUCAGCGAAAUGACGAUCCGUGAAUUCUUCCUGAACCCGAACUUCACCACCAUAUGCAUGUUCUUCUCCCACAACAGGCUGAUCGUCUCCCUCUCCUUCCCCCUGAUCCUUGUCACCGAGUUCACCUACUUCAUCAGGCAGCCACGGCAGGUGCUGCGCGCAGAAACGUUCAGGAACGAGAUAUUGUUCGGCACUGUGAACGACAAACCGGAAUACUACAUACUGUCCAUAGUCGAGAACGUGUUGGCGCCGAUCUUCCUCAAGAUCGAGACCUGGCCAGACAGUAUCCUGCUUAAUUCCUGUUUAAUUAACCAAAGGGCGGAUUUCUACACGCACAUGGACUCGUUCCUGUGCUCCUUAACGGACCUUACGUACAAAAUGCAGGGGUUAACGGUGAUAUACGUGCCGAGGGAGGGUGACGAGCUGGUUGUGGACGAGAUGGGCGCCGAUAAGGAGAUAAUCAAGAGGAUGGAGGUGGUGGUGGCCUAUUGGACCACCCAAGUGAGGAUAGCGCUCUCGGAUCAGGAACAGGCAACACCCCUCGAAUUGUUGUGCCUCAAGGACGAAUACGACUUUUGGAUCUAUCGAUACGACAAUCUCAGCGGUUUAAACUACCAAGUGCAGAACCCCACCGUGAAAAAGAUAACGGAUUUCCUGAUGACGAGCCACUCGACCUACGCCCAACAAUUCCUGAAAUUAAAGGACGAGAUCGAGACGUUCGUGAAGGAGGCCAUGUCGAACGUCGAGUACCUACGAAUCCUGGUCGACCCCUCCUCCGAGAUAGACAAAUGCCAAUCGCCGUCCGAGAUUCAGCAACACUUGCUCCUCAUCAUACACCUGAUCAGAAUCAUCUGGUUGAAUUCACCGUUUUACAACACCCAGGAGAGGAUCGAGAAUCUGUUCAGGGCGCUCAGCAAUCAGAUAAUCAUCAUCUGCCGGGACUACAUAAACUUCGACGAGCUUUUCGCCGGUCAGACGAGAAAGUACAUGGAAAAGUUCGACGAGUGCAUACAGAGCUGUAAAAAUUACAUCGCACUGUACGACCAGAUAGUGCAUGCCCAUACUACUCUGUUAGGCGUAUCGUGGGAUUUGAACAAGAUCAAUAUAUUCCAGCAUAUUGAUACUUGCAUCAGCAGGUGCUACGAUAUGAUUGAGAUCUGUCAGGCGAUGAUCGAUUUUGCCAGAAUGGACGAAACCACAGACGUGGCCAAGCCUAUGUUCGGCGGUACGAGGGGCGAGGAGCGAGAAAGGGUGUGUCAGAAGGUCGAAAGGUUGUUUAAGGAGGCUCUGAAAAAAAUCGACGACAACUCUCACAAUAUCUUCGACAUCCACCACAGCAUGUGGAACGACGACAUGUUCGCCUUUCGAACGGAGAUAAAGGAUCUGGAAAUCAUUAUCGAGAACCUGGUCACGUCGAUCUUCGUCAAUUUAAACAAUGUACAGGAGGCGAUGGAGGAUUUUCAAAGCUUUCAUAGCUACAUGAAUCGCGACAAGUUGAGAGCUCUGUUUGAUUCCAAAACGAGCGAGAUAUGGAAACUUUUCUGCGAGGAUAUCCAGAAAGCGAAGCAAGAGGUGUUGGACGAAAUGGAGGAGUAUUCCUCGAUGACUCCUUAUUACGCGGGCAGGGCGUUGAAUUUGCGCACGAAGGGCGCCCGGAUACAAGUGACGAGACAGAUCCUCGAGCACGCUCUCUGGAUGCCCUAUUGCGGCCUCCGCUACGAGGCGUUCCAUCAGCAAGAGCUGCUGCAAAAAUCGAUCGAGGAUUUCGUCGCCGAUUUAUACGCGAAAUGGAUCUACGAGGUCGGUGACAAUCCCCGGGCAAAGUUGGAUCGUUUCCUCAUGCGCCGCUGCAACAUCACCGAGGGCCUUCUCAGGUGCAACAUAGACCCGUCCAUUUUGACCUUGUGCCGCGAGGCCUCCUACUGGAUCGCGUUGAAAUUCAUCAUCCCUGUCCACGUGCAGAUCGUUUUCGACAAAUGGGAGACCCUUAAUUUCGUGUUCGAGAGCGUUAUCGCAGUUAUUAUCGGUUACAAUAAGGUGAUCAAAGCUUUGUCGAUAGUGGAACGCGAACUGUUCCGCGAACUAAUUCGCCAACUAGACAGGAAGAUCAAUCCAGGCUUAAACAAGCUGACAUGGAACACGGAAUACGUGGACGCGUACAUCGAGGAUUGCUUUAACGAAACGGCAAAUCUUCAAGAGUUCAUCGACACGUACAGGAUGUCGAACGAGCAGAUACUGAAACUCUGCGAGAUAAUCUGCGACACGCCGAUGAUCGUUAUAAAACCGAACUACAUGUACGUAAUGGAGGAGUUGAAGGAGGAUUUGAUGAACUCGAGGGACCAGACGUUCAUAAAGGUGUCGAACGUUCACAAAACCAUCAUCGACUACGUGAUGCUCAUUUUCGACGGGUUCAAGGGCGUGAUCGAGGACAGUUUGGAAGAAUGGAAAGGGUAUUUAAGCAGAAUAGACGUGGUGAUAGGCGAGGUUUUCAAAAUGUGUUUAAUCGAAUCCUUUAACGCCAUGUACCUUGCUCUUCACGGGGAUGGAACAGCACCCCCAUCGCCUCUCAUCCUGGUGCACGUAGAGCUUAUAGAUAAUAAGGUAAAUUUCAUGCCAAAUCUAUCGGAUAUCGCGAUGGAAAUCUCGAUGAUCUUCGACAAUCUCUUGGAACCUUUGAAGAGCGUGAUAAGAUUGACGGACAAAUUCAAGUUGGACUUCCAUGUGCCGCCAUUUUGGAAAAUAUACGAGAAAGAUCCAGAAUUGCUCGAUCUUCAACAGAAGUACGAAAAGUUGAAGCCAACCGCGGAUACCUUCGAUUCAGAUAUCAGCAGGUACACGAUGAUCGCGAACAAUGUUCAGAUACAGGAGACGAUGACUUCCGUACACUUCCUCGACGUGAACUCCGAUCGAUUGAAGGGCGCCAUUAUCGAAGAGUGCUCGGUUUGGCAACAGAAAUUAAUCGGCGUUUUGUUCCGGCAAACGCAAAGCAUGAUGAACCAUGUCUACCACUACAUCGCGGAGAAUUCGAAGAAAAUAUCGAAAGAGCCGACGGAUCUGAUCACCAUGCAACAAGCGAUGCAGUUGUUCGAUAAGCUGAUGGCCGAUAUUCCUCACGAGGAAGAGCAAUUCCCAAAGAUCGAGGACCAAUUCCAGCUCUUGGAAAAGUACGAGGUUACGUUGACGUUCGACUUCAAGCGGAAAUUUUACGACAUACAGCCUUCCUGGACCGCGUAUCUCGGCCUCUUGCAGGAAUGCGAUUUCAUGUUGAAAGAGAAACAGGCGGAGUUCAAGCAGAUGCUGAUGGAAGAUGUGGUAACGUUCGAGAUAGACGUGCAGGAGCUUGUUCAGAGAUUCUGGGAAUUCGGGCCGUUCACGUCCUUGUGGGAGAUACAAGACGCUCUCAAUUGGCUGGCCUCCCUCGAACGAGACUUCGUGAAUUUGAAAGCGAAGGAGGGCACGCUGAAGUCGCAGCUUAUGGUGUUCGAAAUCAGCCAGCCGGAUUCGCUCGACCUCAUACAAUUGGAACAGGAUAUGAAAGCUAUCCAACUGGUGUGGGAUAUCACGAAAGAGUGGAACGACGCUUGGCAGGUGUACAAAACUGCGAAUUUCUGGGAGAUCGAGAUGGAACAGAUGGAGACCACGGCAAAUGUCCUGUUCAGAAAGUUGAAUCGUCUGAGCAGAGAGUUGAAGGAGAAGAAUUGGGAGAUCGUCGAGCACUCGAGAACGAGCGUGGACAAGUUCAGACGCACCCUUCCAUUGAUCAUCGAUCUGAAAAAUCCGGCGAUGAGGCCUCGGCAUUGGCAGAGGCUCAAGGAGAUCGUGGGUCGUGAUUUCGAUGAGCUGUCGCCGGAAUUCACUCUGGACGCCAUCACCGAGAUGGAGUUUCAAAAUUUCGCUGAACAGAUCAGCGAUAUAUCCAACUCUGCCACCAUGGAAUUGACCAUAGAAAUUGGGUUGAAAAGUAUCAGCGACAUUUGGCAGAAGAUGCCUUUGGAAAUGAUCCCUUACAAGGAUCAAGGUAUAUACAGGAUAAAGACCACGGACGAGAUAGUGCAAACAUUGGAGGAGCAUCAAGUUCAAUUAUCGGCCAUGAAGGCGACCAGAUUCGUCGAACCGUUCGCGAAAGAGGUGGAUUACUGGGAGCGGACCCUUUCGAUCAUAGGGGAGGUCCUGGAAAUAACCCUGAUGAUUCAGCGAGGCUACAUGUACAUGGACAACAUAUUCACCACGGAAGACAUCAGGAAACAGCUCCCCAAGGAGACGGACGAUUACGACAGACUGACGAAAAUGUGGAUCGAGAUUACGUCACGGAUGGCCUCCAUUGGCCUGGCCUUGAAAGCCACUCACGAGCCGCCCGGCCUGUUCGAGCUUCUGAAUAAAAUCAGCCGCGAAAUCGAGUUGAUGCAACGAGCCCUGGAACAAUAUCUGGAGACGAAACGACACGUGUUCCCGAGAUUCUACUUCAUUUCGAACGAGGAUCUACUCGAGAUCUUGGCCAACGCGAGGAAACCGGAAUUGAUACAGGUGCACAUCAAGAAACUGUUCGAGAAUAUUAAAUUCCUUAGUCUGAGCAAGGUGAGUUCACGAGUCGGGAAACAAUUGGCCAUAGCGAUGAAUUCCGGUGAAGGGGAGUUUGUCGAUUUUACCGAGCCCGUUGUUCUGGAGGGCCAGGUGGAGAGGUGGCUCUGCGAGAUUGAGAAAGCGAUGAGGGUAAGUUUACACGAGGUACUGAAGCAAUGUCGAACGGCGCUGCGAAAAAUGAUCCAGAAACGCGACAAGUGGGUGAAGGAGUGGCCUGGCCAACCCGGGAUCACGUCCACCCAGAUCCAGUGGACGACCGACUGCACCCGCACCCUAUUGCACUGCAAGCUAGUGGACUCGAGGAAGCCGUUGAAGAAGCUACGAAGACGACAGAAUCAGGCGUUGAGCAGAUACUCGGAGGCGAUCAGGAGCGAUUUGACCCACCUGGACCGAUUGAAGUUCAAAGCGAUCGUGGUGCUCGAGAUCCACGCGAGGGACGUUAUCGAGAAGAUGUACCGUGCUAAUUGCAAGGACGUGUCAGCGUUCGAGUGGCUGUCGCAGCUGAGAUUCUACUGGGACAAGGACAUCGACGAUUGCAUCGCUUGGCAGACGAACACGUUUUUCGUUUAUGGUUACGAAUACCUUGGAAAUACUGGACGAUUGGUGAUUACACCGCUCACCGAUCGGUGUUACAUAACGCUGACAACCGCUCUCCACCUGUAUCGGGGAGGCAGUCCCAAGGGGCCGGCCGGUACCGGGAAAACCGAGACCGUGAAGGAUCUUGGGAAAGCGCUUGGAUUCAACGUGAUCGUGCAGAACUGUUCCGAGGGGCUCGAUUACAAAAGCAUGGGCAGGUUAUUCUCUGGCCUCUCGCAGACCGGGGCGUGGGGCUGCUUCGACGAAUUUAACCGGAUAAACAUCGAGGUAUUGUCGGUGGUGGCGCAGCAGAUACUGUCCAUACUCACCGCCCUCUCGCAGAAGGUCGUCAGAUUCGUGUUCGAAGGAUCUGAAAUAAAAUUGGUGCACACCUGCGGCAUCUUCAUCACUAUGAAUCCAGGAUACGCGGGUCGUACCGAGCUGCCCGACAAUCUGAAAUCCAUGUUCAGGCCAAUCUCGAUGAUGGUUCCCGACAGCAGCAUGAUAGCCGAGAUCAAUUUGUUCUGCGAGGGAUUCGAGGGAACUCGAAUUCUCGCCAGAAAGGUAUUCACCCUGUACACGUUGGCCCAACAACAAUUAAGCAAACAGUAUCACUACGACUUUGGGCUGAGAGGUAUAGUCACGCUGACCAGAUACGCCGGGAGGAAGAAGAGAUUAUACCCGAAUCUGCCUGACGAGGAGGUGAUCAUCCUCGCCAUGAACGACAUGAACAUCGCCAAACUCACCUCGGACGACUUGCCCCUGUUCAUCGGUAUCACCAGCGACCUCUUCCCGGAGAUCGAGGUACCGACCGUGGAUUACGAGGAAAUUAUCAGUUACAUAACCAAGGAGGCCAUCAAGCUGAAGCUGCAGCCUAUCCCCCUGAUACUGACGAAAGUUAUCCAGCUGUUCGAGACUAUGCACUCGAGGCACUCGACGAUGAUAGUCGGCGAAUCGAACACGGCCAAGUCGGCCACGUGGAAGGUGUUGCAGAACACGAUGACUAGCAUGAAGAACGACAAGAAACCGGGAUACCAGGCCGUCCACGUGUUCCCCAUUAACCCGAAAGCGUUGAGCCUUGCCGAGCUUUACGGCGAGUACAAUCUCGUGACCGGGGAGUGGCACGACGGCGUCAUAUCGUCCAUCAUGCGGAAGACCUGCUCCGACGAUACCCCUGACGUGAAAUGGAUCCUCUUUGACGGGCCCGUGGACGCCGACUGGAUCGAGAAUAUGAACAGCGUGAUGGACGAUAACAAGGUUUUGACGCUCAUAAACAACGACCGCAUCACCAUGCCCCAACAAGUCCUUCUGUUGUUCGAGGUCCAGGAUCUGGCUGUCGCCUCCCCCGCCACGGUCUCGCGGGCUGGGAUGGUUUACAACGAUUACAAGGAUCUCGGCUGGAGGCCGUACAUGAACAGCUGGAUACAAAAAUAUGAAGCGAAACAGGAAUUUUUCGAAGAAAUCAAGAAAUUGUUCAAUAGUCACGUGGACGCUACGCUGGAAUUCAAACGGAAGAAAUGCGAGGAUCCUGUCCCAGUUCCCGAAUUAAAUUCCGUUCAAUCGUUAUGCAAGCUCAUAGAAGUGCUCUGUAUCCCCGAAAACGGGGUUGAAUUCACGGGAGACAUAGACAUGUUCUCCAAUAUUUGCCGGAUAUGGUUCAUCUUCUGUUUGGUGUGGUCUAUAUGCGCCACGGUGAACGAGGAGAGCCGGUUCAGGGUGGACAAUUUCAUACGAGAAAUAGAGGGCACGUUCCCAUUACGCGACACGGUGUACGAAUAUUUUGUCGAUUCCCGUUUACGAAUGUUCGUUUCCUGGGAAGAAAGAUUGCCCUCGAUAUGGAAAAUUCCUGCGGACACACCGUUCUACAAGAUAGUCGUGCCGACAGUGGACACGAUUCGAUACGAGUUCGUCACUAGUUACCUUCUAAGGAGCCAGUUCCCUAUUAUGUUGCUGGGUCCCGUUGGGACAGGGAAGACGUCGGUAGUUCAAUUGGUAUUGAACGCUCUGGACGAGAUGAAGUACAACGUGUUGACGCUCAACAUGUCCGCCCAGACCACCUCAAAGAACGUGCAGGACAUAGUGGAGAGCAGGCUCGAGAAACGGACCAAGGGAGUGUACGUGCCCGUGGGCGGUAAAAUUCUGAUCGCGUUCAUGGACGACUUCAACAUGCCUAUGAAAGAGAUCUACGGUUCCCAACCGCCGUUGGAAUUGAUUCGACAAUGGAUAGGAUACGGUUUCUGGUACGAUCGGGAGAAGCAGACGCAGAUGUUCAUCCAAAAGUUGCAAUUAUUGGUGUCGAUGGGCCCGCCGGGAGGUGGGCGGAACGUUAUCACGAAUCGGUUGUUGACCAAGUUCAACGUCAUCAACAUGACGUUCCCGGCCGAGAAACAGAUCGUGAGGAUAUACGGGUCAAUGUUGCACCACCACAUCAGCGAAUUCCACUCGGAGGUGAAGGGAAUAGCCAAUGAAAUAACGCUUGCCACCAUCGGUGUGUACACGAAUGUGGUCACCAAAAUGUUGCCAACCCCCGGAAAGAUGCACUAUCUGUUCAAUCUGAGGGACAUAUCGAAGGUUUUCCAAGGCCUGCUGCGAAGUCACAAGGAUUAUCAAUUCUCGAGGCAAACCUUCCUCCGUCUAUGGGUGCACGAGAUGUUCCGCGUCUUCUGCGAUCGACUGAUCGAUGAAAAAGACAGGGAUUGGUUCGUCGAUCAACUCGGGGAGCAACUUGGAAAAUACUUCGAAGUAACUUUCGCCACCGUCUGUCCGGAGAGGAAAAGCCCGUUGUUCGGUAGUUUCAUGAACGUUUGGGAUAUAUACGAGGAUCUCACGGACAUAGGAGCCAUAAGGACUUUCAUAGAGAAUCAAAUGGACGACUAUAACGCCUCGAGCGGCGUCGUCCGCCUCAAUUUAAUUCUUUUCCGUGACGCGGUCGAACAUAUUUGCCGCAUCUUUCGCGUUAUUUCUCAGCCGCGUGGCCACGUGCUGCUGAUAGGAAUCGGCGGAAGCGGAAGGCAAUCUCUAAGCCGUAUCGCCAGUUACAUGUGCGAACUGGCCACCUUCCAGAUCUCAGUCACGAAACAUUACAGGCUGCCCGAGUUCCGCGAGGACUUGAAGACUCUCUACUCGAAGACGGGGGUGGAGAACAAGCCCACCACGUUCCUAUUCGUCGAUACCCAAGUAAUCGAGGAACAGUUUCUAGAAGUGGUGAACAGUAUACUGAGUACCGGCGAGGUGACCAAUCUGUUCAAAGCCGACGAGAUGGAGGAGAUUAAACAUAAACUGACAAAGGAGGCGACGCGGCUUGGACGGAUACCAACGACAGAGACGAUCUACGCGCUGUUGAUCGAGCGGUCGCGUGCCAAUAUGCACGUGGUGGUGUGCAUGAGCCCGAUCGGGGACGCGUUCAGGAACAGAUUACGCCAGUACCCUGCCCUGAUCAACUGCACGACCAUCGAUUGGUUCCUGGAAUGGCCGAGGGAAGCCCUCCUCGAAGUUGGCAACAAGUUCCUCAUGAAUCUCAAUCUGACGCUCACUAUCACCGGCGAGACUAAACCGGAGCCUCGAUUAUCAGCGACAGCGAUUCCUUUGCCGCCGCUGCAGGAACGAAUGCGGGACGGAAUAGCGGCUACGUUCUCCUUGAUCCAUGAGACGGUGUCGCAGUUUUCCAGCAGAAUGGCCGCCGAGAUGAAGCGGUACAAUUACGUGACGCCGGUGAAUUUCCUCGAGCUGGUCGCAGGCUACAAAAUAAUGCUCGCGGAGAAGAGGGACGAUUUGGCGGGCCAGGCGAACAAACUUCGUGGCGGUCUCUCGAAGAUCGACGACACCCGCCUUAAAGUGCACGAAAUGGCUGGGGAGCUGGAAAUCACACACGAGCAGGUUUAUAAAUCAACCAGGGAAUGCGAAGAGUUUCUGGUAACGAUAGUGAAUCAACGUCGCGACGCGGACGAAACGCAGAAGACGGUGACAGCGCGGUCGCAGAAGAUCUCGGAGGAGCAGAAGGAGUGCAAGAAGCUCGAGGAAAUCGCUCGAGCCGACCUGGCAACCGUUGAACCGGCUCUGAACGAGGCUAUGAAGGCACUGGAAGCGUUGAGCAAGAAGGAUAUAUCCGAGAUACGAUCUUUCACGCGUCCACCGCCGAAAGUCGAGAUGGUGAUGGAGGCGGUGAUGAUCCUGAAGAACUCGGAGCCGAGCUGGGCGGAGUCGAAGCGUCAACUCGCCGACGUGAACUUUCUGGCAACGCUUCGAGACUUCGACAAGGACAACAUCUCCGACAGGACGCUCAGAGCCAUUUCCAAGUACACGUCGAACCCUGAAUUCGUGCCGGAAAAGGUUGGCCUCGUGUCUGUGGCGGCCAAGUCGCUCUGCAUGUGGGUCAUCGCCAUGGAAAAAUACGGGAAGCUUUACAGAGUGGUGGCGCCAAAGAGGGAAAAGUUGCAGGCCGCGUUGAAAUCUCUGAGGGAGAAGGAGAAGGCGUUGGAGGAGGCGAUGUAUCAAUUGCAGAAAUUGCAAGAGAAGCUGCAAGUGUUGCAGGAGAUGUACGACGCGAAGAUGAAGGAGAAAGAAGAAUUGAUUAAUUCGGUUUUUCACCAGGCUGAACUAUUGAAGCUGAAACUGGAUCGAGCCGCGAUGCUGGUCGACGGCCUCUCGGACGAGAGGGUCCGAUGGGAGAACACGGUCGCAUCCUUGGCCGAGUUCUUCGACUGGCUGCCAGGUGAUUGCCUAAUAUCAACCGCCUUCGUCUCCUAUCUGGGUCCGUUCGUGUCCAGUUACAGGGAGGAAUUGAUAGGCAUCUGGAUGAAAGAGGUGAUGGAUAAAGAGAUCCCAAUGUCGCCUGACCUCUACGUGACGAAAUUCCUGGCCGAUGCGGCGUUGAUCAGGGACUGGAACAUGCAAGGGCUACCCUCGGACGAUUUCAGUACCGAGAAUGGUAUCAUAGUGACGAGGGGAACGAGAUGGCCGUUGGUGAUCGAUCCACAGUGCCAGGCGGUGAAAUGGAUCAAGAACAUGGAGGCCAGGAACACGUUGAAGGUGAUCGACUUUGGCCAACCAGAUUUCGUCAGGGUGUUGGAAUACGCCCUCCAAUUCGGCAUGCCUGUUCUGCUCGAAAAUAUCGGCGAGACUAUAGACCCUGUGAUGAAUCCGAUUCUCGAUCGGGCAUUCGUGAAAGUAGAGGAUCAGAUAAUGAUCAAGUUCAACGAGAAGAUGAUCAGUUACCACGACAAGUUCCGGCUGUUCAUCACCACGAAACUCGCGAACCCCCAUUACGCCCCGGAGAUAUCCACCAAAACGACGUUAUGCAACUUCGCUAUUAAGGAAGAGGGACUGGAAGCCCAGCUUUUGGGGAUCGUGGUCAGGAAAGAGAAGCCCCAACUCGAGGAACAGAAGGACAAUCUGGUGUACACGAUCGCUUCCAAUAAACGAACUCUCAAAGAGCUCGAGGACAGAAUACUAUAUUUGCUGAGCGUGGCCGGGGACACUCUUCUGGACGAUCUGGAUUUACUGAGCGCCCUCCAGUCGUCCAAGGCGACCUCAAUCUCGAUCGAGGAGUCGUUGGUCGUCUCCGAGGAGACCGAGAAACAGAUAGAUCUCGCGAGGGAGGAGUACAGGCCGUGCGCCCAUCGUGCCUCGAUCCUCUUCUUCGUUCUCAACGAAAUGAGCCAUAUCGAUCCGAUGUACGAGUUCUCGUUGGACGCGUACAUUACCCUGUUCAAGCUGUCCAUCGACAAAAGCACGAAGAGUAUUAAAAUAGAAGAGAGGAUAGAGAGCCUGAACGAGUAUCACACUUACGCCUUGUACAAGAAUACCUGUCGAGGUCUGUUCGAGCAGCACAAGUUGUUGUUCUCGUUCAACAUGUGCAUGAAAAUCCUGGACGCCCAGGGCAAGAUCAUCCCUAGCGAAUACGCGUUCCUGCUUCGGGGUGGAAUCGUCCUAGACAGGGAGGCCCAGCCCGAUAAACCGGUGGCUUGGCUGCCCGAUGAAACUUGGGAUAAUAUCACGGAACUGGAUAAGUUGCCCGGGUUUCACGGUCUCAUUUCAUCGUUCGAGCAAUUCCCGCGGGAUUGGAACAUCUGGUACAUCGCCACGGAGCCGGAGAACACGCCGUUGGUGUCCGAAUGGGAAAUGAAUUGUAACGUGUUCCAAAAGAUGCUGAUAAUACGUAGCUGUCGCCCGGACAGAAUUUCCUUUUGUAUAGCGAACUUUAUAGUGCUGAACCUCGGCCAAAGAUUCGUCGAGCCGCCCGUCCUCGAUCUCAAGUCGGUGCUCGACGAUUCCAUUGCACAAACUCCCCUAAUAUUCGUCCUCUCCCCGGGCGUGGAUCCUACAGGCAGCCUGAUGCAGCUAGUCGACAGCCAGGAAAUGACUAAACACUUUAUGACACUGUCCCUGGGCCAGGGACAGGCGCCUAUCGCCACCAGGAUGAUAGAGGUGGGGGCAAAGGAAGGUGCCUGGGUGUUCCUGGCGAACUGCCACUUGUCCCUCAGCUGGAUGCCGAAAUUGGACAAGAUCGUGGAAAUGUUGGGGGCCAGUAAAACCCUUCAUCCGCAAUUCAGGUUGUGGCUUAGCUCCAGUCCGACUCCCCAGUUCCCCAUAUCGAUCCUCCAAGCCGGUAUAAAGAUGACCACGGAACCGCCGAAAGGUUUGAAGGCAAACAUGAAACGGCUUUACAGCUUGAUGACCGAGUACCAGUUCGAGCUCUGCCAGGCAAAGUCCAAGUACAAGAAGCUUCUGUUCGCCCUCGUAUUCUUCCACGCGAUCCUCCUCGAGCGUAAAAAGUUUCAACAAUUGGGCUGGAACGUCAUCUACAGCUUCAACGACUCCGACUUUGUGGUGUCGGAGAACCUUCUACAGGUAUAUCUGGACGAGUAUCCGGAAACUCCUUGGGAAUCGCUGAAAUAUCUCAUAGCGGGUGUUUGUUACGGCGGCCACGUGACCGACGAUUGGGACCGCCGAUUGUUAAUGACAUACGUACAACAAUAUUUCACGGAGGAGGCCCUGACUGUCCCUAAUUAUCGUUUGUCAUCGCUACCGACCUAUUACAUACCGAAGGAUGGCUCGUUGGGGUCCUACCUAGAUUUCAUAGCUGUUUUACCUACCAUCGAUAAACCGGAAGCAUUCGGUCAACACCCGAACGCGGACAUCACUUGUUUAAUCAUGGAGACUAGAAAUAUGUUCGAAACUUUGAUGGAACUCCAGGUCCAAACUGUUACGAAAGAGGAAGUUAGCAAAGAGGAGAAAGUAAAUCAAUUAACCUCGGACAUAUUAUCAAAAAUACCGGACAACAUCGAUUACGAGGCGACCGUGAAGUUGAUAGGGCCAAAGAAGACACCGUUGGACGUUGUACUGCUCCAAGAGAUACAACGAUACAACGUGCUGCUGCAAAAUACACGGAACAGCUUGAACGAGCUCCAAUUGGCCAUCAAGGGUUUGAUACUGAUGUCCCAUGAACUCGAGGAGAUAUUCUUCUGCGUGUUCGAGGGCCGUGUCCCCCCGAUCUGGCUAAUGGCGUAUCCCUCGUUGAAGCUGUUGGGCGCCUGGACCAGGGAUUUGGUCAACAGGGUGGAACACUUCAACGAAUGGGCCUUAACCACUCAUGCACCGGUCCUGUUCUGGCUCGCCGCGUACACUUUCCCAACCGGUUUCCUCACCGCCGUAUUACAGAUGUCUGCCAGGAUGUGGAACGUGUCUAUAGACACCCUGUCCUGGGAAUUCACCGUUUUCACGAUCGACGAGUCGGCCAUUGUUGAGCCACCAAUGGUAAUUGUCGAACCUAUUUCAACCCUCGUCCAAAAUCGUCCAAAAUCCUCUUCGAUAUCGAGGCUUGGAAAGAUAGGAGGAGGGGGAUCUCUAGGACGAGAUAUAUGUGUGCGCAAUGCACUUAACUGUGUGUACAUUCCAUUACAGGACGGCGUGUACGUACGCUCCAUAUAUCUGGAAGGAGCGGGCUGGGACAAGAGGGGUAGCGUCCUCAUCGAGCCGGCUCCUAUGCAACUUAUUUGCAACAUGCCGGUGAUUCACUUCCGGCCCGCGGAACUCCUUAGAAAGAGAACCAGAGGACUCUACUCUUGUCCCUGUUACUAUUAUCCUCAGAGAUGCGGGGAUCAGGGACGACCUGCAUUCGUUGUGGCGGUCGAUUUGAAUUCGGGUCCCGAAGGAUCGGAUUUCUGGAUAAAAAGAGGCACCGCGUUGUUGUUGAGUCUUGCCACGUAGAUUAAUCGU